GGUACAACAACCCAUUUACAAAGUCCAGACAAGUGAUGGAGUGGAAAUAGUGGUCUCCAAGGCAGACAUGUGCAGUUACUCUGUGGAUGCUGUCGUCAAUCCUUCUACUGAGGACUUGAAACAUACCUCUGGUCUUGCUUUGGCACUUUCUAAAGCUGCAGGUCCUCAGUUGCAGACUGAAUGUGACCAAAUAAUUUCUGUAAAAGGAAAACUCCGACCUGGAGAUUGUGUCGUAACAGAUGCUGGAGGAAUGCUUCGUUGCAAAAAGGUGAUCCAUGCCGUAGGACCCUAUUUUGAUCAAGCAAAGCCAAAGAAGGCUGAGGCCCAGUUGAAAAGAACUGUUAAAGAAAGCUUAGAACUUGCUGAAAAGUGUGGCUGUGUGUCUGUGGCCCUUCCUGCCAUCAGCAGAAAUCGUGGCUUCCCACUCAAUCUGUGCCUAGCUACCAUUGCUAGAGCAGUGAAGGAAUACUGUGAGGAGAAGUACGAUGACACCUUGAAGAAGAUUCAUCUGGUGGACAAAGAGGACAGUGUUGCUCUUGGUAUGGAAAAUGCUGUGAAGCAGGAGUUUGGAAAUCAUGGAGUUAGUGUUUCAUCUCAAAAUGCUAUCCCUAAAGUUAGUCAGAAAUCUUCAUUGCUCAAGCUAGUUCCACCUGACCCAAGCUUGUGCCGAGGGCAGACCAAAGAGGGCUUGAACAUUGUUCUUAAAAAGGGAAACAUUGAGGCUGCCAAGACAGAGGUAAUUGUCAACACUGUGUCAGAAGAUCUUUUAUUGCACAAAGGGGCGAUUUCAAACGCCAUCUUCAGUGCGGCUGGACCCAAACUUCAACAGCUGGUACACAGCCAGAAAACCAGUGGAUCACCAGGCGAAAUUGUUGUUACAGACGGCUGCAAGCUGAAGAGCAAACAUGUUUUCCAUGCAAUUGCUUCAAGCUGGGACAAAGGCCAAGGCGCAGCUGAAAAGACUCUAGCUGGGAUCUUUCAAGAUUGCUUGGAUUUGGCAGAGAAAACUCGUUUGUCGUCUAUAACUUUCCCAGCUGUUGGUACCGGAAACCUGGGUUUUCCAAAAAAUCUUGUUGCCACUUUGAUGCUGGAUAAAUUCUUGGAGUUCAGCAGCCAGAGACAAUCCAAGAACCUUAAGAAGAUUGCAGUUGUUCUUUAUCCUGGAGAUGCAGAGACUAUUCAGAUAUUUACAGAUGAAUUUAAGACGAAGUUUCCCAGUGCCACGGGUCUUUCAACAACAGUUCCUGCAUCUGCAGACUCUUCACAAAGUACAAGCAAAUUUUCUAAAGUUGUCUCCAGUUCAGGAAAGCACGAGACUAAACUGGGAAAUGUGACGAUUCAGGUAGAAACUGGAGAUAUAACAAAGGAGACGACUGAUGUCAUUGUUAACUCUUCAGAUAACAGCUUCACUCUCACCUCAGGAGUAUCCAAGGCUAUUCUGGAUGCAGCUGGUGUAGCUGUUUUAGAAGAAUGCCAAUAUCUUGGUUCCCAGCCCAAUCCAGGCAUUAUAAUGACUGUACCAGGAAACCUAAAGUGCAAAAAGAUUCUCCACCUGGUCGUUCAGCCAGACAUCCACAGUUCUGUAAAGGAAGCACUCCAAAUGUGUGUGAAGAAAUCCUACACUUCUAUUUCAUUUCCUGCCCUGGGCACAGAUCAAGGCGGUGUGCAGGCGAAACAAGUGGCAGACUCCAUGUUGGAUGCUGUGAUUGAUGUUUUCAGCCAAAACACCUCCAGCUCCCUGACUUUGAUCAGGAUAGUCAUCUUCCAGCAACAGAUGCUGAAAGAUUUCCACAGCAGCAUGCAAGAAAGAGAAGCCACUGACCCAAAGGAGAAAGGAGGAUUCUGGUCCAAUGUUACCCACAAGUUAAAAUCUAUGUUUGUAUCAGAAAGUGCUGACAACAAACAGGAAAACGAGGUGUAUGAUAUCAAGACUGUCAAAGUGGAGCCUGCCGUCUUCCAUAUCUGUGGUUCCUCACAGGCCAAAGUAGAUGCAGCCAAGAAGAAGAUAAAUGACCUGAUGUCUAAUGAACAAUGCCGCGAAGAGAUUAUAGACAACGACAUCUUGAACUUAUCUUCUGCAGACUGUCAGCGCAUUGUUGACAUCCAGAUGAAGAUGAGUGUGAGCAUCAAAAAACAAAGCACUAAUGGCCAAACCUCUUUCAUCAUUGAGGGUCUCAGUAAAGACGUGCUCCGAGCCAGUCGGGAGAUAGAUAAUAUGCUGAAGAAGGUGAGACGAGAGCAGGAGCUGAAAAAGAAAUUGGAGCUGGUAGCCACUGUGGCAGAGUGGCAGUAUCAGCAACAUGGGCUUUCAUAUCAGAGUUUUGAUCAGAUGACCAACUAUGAGCUUGAACAUGCGUUGGAGAGAGCAACACCCACUCUAAAAGUUACCAUCCAUGGCUCAGACUAUACAGUCCAGAUGCCUAAAGGACCAGCCACUGACAGCAAGGGAACCAAGCUGCAGAUAAGACGAAUUGACAAACUACAAGGUGACGAUGUUCCUGAGUUUUGGGAUGCCAUGCCGGCUGGAAAAACAUGUCAUGCCGUCCCCAUCCUUGCUACUUCUUCAGAGUACACAGAAGUCGUCAAUCUCUUCAAAGCCACAUGUAAUCAAACCGUCACCAAGAUUGAAAGGAUCCAGAACCCUGGACUGUGGAAAAGUCUUCAGAUCAAAAAACAGGAAAUGGAGCUGAGAAAUAAUCAUCAGAACAAUGACAAACGUCUCUUCCAUGGCACCAGUGAAGACACUGUCCCCAUCAUCAAUUAAUCUGGCUUCAACAGAAGCUAUGCAGGAAAAAAUGCUGCCUGUUAUGGAAACGGUUCCUACUUCGCAGUUAAAGCUGAUUAUUCUGCACAAGACACAUACUCUAAGCCCAAUGCGAAUGGAGAAAAGUUUAUGUACGUCUGCAGAGUGCUGACAGGAGACUACACCCUGGGAGAAAAAAAAAUGGUCGCUCCACCAUCCAAAGGAAGCUCCAGUGUCCACAUGUAUGACAGUGUGGUGGACGAUAUGGCCACCCCCAGCAUGUUUGUAGUGUUUCAUGACACCCAGGCCUAUCCUGAGUAUCUGAUCACCUUCAAGUAGCAACAGCCAGAAAAUGUUAAAUACAAAUGUAACAUCUAAUAACCAAGGAAAAUCUAAUUUUCUUCCUGAAAUACUUAUUUUAACUUGCCUUAAGUUCACUUAAUUAGUACUUUGUGCGUUCUGGCCCAUUUAGUGCCUUAAAGUGAUGCCUUAAUGUCUCAUAAAUAUUUUAAAAUCAGUUCCUUCAAAUUAAGAGCUUCCAAAACAUGUUGUUGCCUAUGAACUAUUUACACUAUCUCACUCCUGUUCUAUAAAACCAUGCAAUUGUAGAAGUUUAAGACUAACAAUAAUUUCUACAUUUAAAAAUGAAACAAACCUUAAUGAAAACUCAAGAAUGAGUUAUGAACAAGCACAGGUGAUUUCACUGUUCACUUUUCUUCUAUACUUGAAGUAAUAAAACAUUUUUGAACAAG
Molecule: messenger RNA, 3495 nt
Organism: Xiphophorus couchianus (Monterrey platyfish)
Lineage: Eukaryota; Metazoa; Chordata; Actinopteri; Cyprinodontiformes; Poeciliidae
Product: protein mono-ADP-ribosyltransferase PARP15-like
Exons: 12
Biological process (GO): negative regulation of gene expression; protein poly-ADP-ribosylation
Cellular component (GO): cytoplasm; nucleus
Molecular function (GO): NAD+ poly-ADP-ribosyltransferase activity; transcription corepressor activity
Source: RefSeq, a predicted model, not a curated record